Molecule: messenger RNA, 1164 nt
Organism: Triticum turgidum subsp. durum (durum wheat)
Lineage: Eukaryota; Viridiplantae; Streptophyta; Magnoliopsida; Poales; Poaceae
Source: the annotation of a GenBank genome assembly
AUGGAAGGUGGCACCCGGACCGGAUCGAUGACAUUGACGCCCCGCUCCACUCACCUGGCACCCUCCCAAUCCGUCUUCUACUCCCCCUCCCCUGUCGCUACUCCUGUCGCCGUCACUCCCCGCCGCUCCAACUCGCACCCCGCUGCCCGCCUCCGCCUCCGUUGCUGCUGCUCCGCCGGCGAUCCGGCGGCGAUGGUGAAGGCCAUCAGGGUCCACGAGCUCGGCGGCCCCGAGGCGCUGCGGUGGGAGGAGGUGGAGGUGGGCGAGCCCGGUGACGGCGAGAUCCGGAUCCGGAACACCGCCAUCGGCGUCAACUUCAUCGACGUCUACUUCCGCAAGGGCGUCUACCCCGCUCCCCUCCCCUUCACCCCCGGUAUGGAAGCUGUUGGCGUGGUGACUGCCGUGGGGCCCGGACUGACCGGCAGGAAAGUCGGGGAUGUCGUCGCGUACGCAGGCAAGCCUAUGGGUUCUUAUGCUGAAGAGCAGAUUAUUCCAGCCGAUGUCGCUGUUCCUGUCCCGCCUAAGGUGGAUCACAAGACAGCGGCUGCCAUCAUGCUCAAGGGGAUGACUGUUCAUAUGCUAGUUCGCCGCAUAUUCAAGGUUGAGACCGGCCAUACCGUUCUCGUCCACGCUGCUGCUGGUGGAGUUGGAUCACUCCUUUGUCAAUGGGCGAACGCCCUUGGUGCCACUGUCAUUGGAACUGUUUCAAAUGAGGAGAAAGCCACACAUGCACAUUUUGAUGGAUGUCACCAUGUGAUCAUGUACACAAAGGAAGAUGUUGCAACCAGAGUCAAGGAGAUUACAGGUGGAAAAGGUGUAAAUGUGGUCUAUGAUUCUGUUGGGAAGGACACAUACAAGGCAUCCCUGGAGUGCCUGGCGUCCCGCGGUUUCCUGGUGUCGUUCGGGCAGUCCUCGGGCUCGCCCGACCCGAUCUCCAUGGGCGACCUGGCGUCCAAGUCGCUGUUCCUGACGAGGCCGAGCGUGAUGCACUACACGGGCACCCGCGACGAGCUGCUGGAGGCGGCGGGCGAGGUGUUUGCCAACGUGGCCAACGGGGUGCUGCACACCCGCGUGAAGCACACCUACCCGCUGUCGGAGGCGGCCCGCGCGCACGCCGACCUCGAGGCCCGGAAGACCUCGGGGUCCGUGCUGCUGAUCCCGUAG